Messenger RNA from Rhizophagus irregularis DAOM 181602=DAOM 197198, 499 nucleotides. RefSeq lists its product as uncharacterized. The record is from RefSeq and is a predicted model, not a curated record. NCBI's taxonomy places the organism in Eukaryota, Fungi, Glomeromycota, Glomeromycetes, Glomerales, Glomeraceae.
UAGAGAGUAAAAAAUCUUCUUCUUUAUUUUCGUUCAAAAAAAUAUCACUUUAAAUUUGAUUUUAUUAAUUGAUAUACAAUAAAAAAAUAUUCUGAUUUAUAAAAAAUAUUGACCACAAAAUGGAAAUGAAAAACCACGACUUUGCUGACCACGAAAAAAUUGAUGACGAUAAGAGUGUUGAAGAAAGCGAAAGUACUGAAGAAGUGAAUAAGGAUGUUGCCAGGGGGAAUACCAAUAGAAUACAUAAAACAAUAAGUGAAGAGGGUAAGAAAAUUAUAUUAGAUUAUAUGAAAGACUGGAUAAAAAGGGGAAGAAAACCUAGUAAUCCUUUUAAAAUGUUGGCUAAAAAAUUAAAGGAUAGUUGUGACUAUGACUAUAAUUCAAAAGCUAUUUGUGACUAUUAUUGGAAUGUGCUUGAUCCUCACCGUAAGUUCUAAAAAUUCUAUUUAUGCUUUUACUUAUUAAGAAGAAUUGAAUGUACUUUUAUCGCUUUAUUUAG